Seriola dumerili (greater amberjack) is the source of this 5730-nucleotide messenger RNA. It is a transcript of the gene frem1b, whose product is annotated as FRAS1-related extracellular matrix protein 1-like. The record is from RefSeq and is a predicted model, not a curated record. The transcript has 31 exons. Gene Ontology annotation, cellular component: membrane. Bases 1 to 5688 code for a protein of 1895 amino acids. NCBI's taxonomy places the organism in Eukaryota, Metazoa, Chordata, Actinopteri, Carangiformes, Carangidae. Gene Ontology annotation, biological process: cell communication.
AUGCAGAACCAGCCCCCCCAGGCCGCCUUCAUGGCCUCCUUCAUCCUGGAGGUGGACCAGUUCAUCCUCACCCCGCUCACCACUGCCGCGCUGGACGCCAAGGACCACGAGACGCCGCAGGAGAGGCUGGUUUUCAACGUGACCGUCCCUCCCGCUGAGGGCUACAUCACCCACCUGGACGACCACACCAAGCCUAUCAGGUCUUUCACCUGGUCGGACCUCCACGAGAUGAAAGUGGGCUACCAGCCGCCCAACAGCAGCCAAUCACACCGCAGGAACUAUGAGGUGGAGUUCCAGGUUAUAGACGGCUUCUAUGUGACCAGCCCACCCAUCAUGGUCCACAUCUCCAUCAGGGCAACUGAAACAAAUGCACCCAGAGUCUCCUGGAACAUGGGUCUGGACCUGUUGGAGGGUCAGUCCAGACCAAUCACCUGGGAGGAGCUGCAGAUAGUCGACAACGACAACAUCGAUGCCGUCUACCUGGUGGCUGUGGACGGACCUCUACACGGGCGUCUCAGUGUCAGAGGUGGGAAGGCGUUCAUGUUCCGUGUGCGGGACCUGAGGGAGGGCGUGGUCGUCUACCAUCACUCCGACAGCGACACCACUCGCGACCACAUCGUCUUCCGCAUCAGCGACGGCCGCCACAGCAUCCGCCACAAGUUCCCCAUCAACAUCCUGCCUAAAGAUGACUCUCCGCCUUUCCUCAUCAACAACGUGGCGGUGGAGGUGCAGGAGGGCGGGGCCGUGAGGCUGGAGGAGUACAUGCUGUUAGCCUCCGACCUGGACUCCAGCGACGACUACAUCCUCUAUCAAAUAGGCUCCCCCCCCCGGGCGGGGCAGCUGGUCAGGAAGACCUCCGCCGAGGAGACAGGUGAGGGAGUUCCAGUGGACAGUUUCCUGCAGAGAGACCUGAUCCAGGGUCAGAUCUACUACCAGCACUCAGGAGAGGAGCAGUUCGAGGACUCCUUCGACUUCACGCUGUCCGACAGCCACCAGCCGCCCAACCUCUCCCAGACAUAUACCAUGGUGGUCCAUGUGUUCCCAGUAAAGGACCAGCUGCCGGUGGAGGUUCCUGGCAGCGUACGCUCUCUGACGGUGAAAGAGACGGAGGUGGUUUACAUCACUCAGACUCACCUCCACUUCACAGACAGAGAACACCCGGGCACCGACCUGACCUACGUCAUCACGCAGCCCUGCUUCAGCCCACUGCAUCCUGGGCUGAUGGAUGCAGGACGUCUGUUCUACACAGACACCACCACCGCCAUGAAGAGAGACCACAUGGUCCCGGUGUUAAAGUCCUUCACACAGCAUGCGGUCAACCACAUGAAAGUGGCUUUCAUGCCUCCUGUGGAGGACAUCGGCCCGGCGCCACUGUUCGUCCAGUUUGUCUUCUCCGUCAGCGACCACCACGGUGGCACCAUCUCCGGCCUCCUCUUCAACAUCACCAUCACCCCUGUGGAUGACCAGGCACCAGAGACCUUCACCAACCUGCUGCGGGUGGAGGAGGGCGGAGGUGCCUUUAUGACGGAGGAGCACCUCCUGGUCCAGGAUCGGGACAGCAGGGAGGAGGCUCUGAGGGUGAAGGUCCAGAGGACGGCUCGUCAUGGGCGACUGGAGCUGCAGGGCCGAAUGCUGCUGAAGGGAGACGAGUUCACCCUGCAGGACCUGAGAGGACUGAGACUCAGGUACAUCCACGAUGACUCUGAGACGACUGAGGAUGAGGUCGGUCUGAAGGUGACGGACGGUCUGAACUCAGCUGAUGUGAUCCUGCCAAUACAGAUCCUGCCGAUGAAUGACGAGCCCCCCCAGCUGGGUGGAGGUCUGCGGGGGGAGCUGAGCUGUGAGGAGGGGGGGCGGGUACAGGUGACGGUGGACUACCUGUCGGCCACGGACCGGGACAGCGAUGACUCCAGGCUGACCUACAUGCUGGCCCGGAGGCCGGGUAGAGGGGAGCUGCAGAGAGCCGGACUGACUGUGGACAAGUUCUCCCAGCAGGACCUGCUGCAGGGACACAUCUACUACGCCCACACAGGAGGAGAGAUCGGACCUGAGCCGGUGUUCGACACAGUCACCCUCAUCAUUUCUGACGGUGAGGCUGGAGGGACGGAGAGCUGUUGCCAUGGAGACGCCCCACCCCCUCCCGUCCCCCUCCACGGCACACUUCCUGUGUACGACCUCAACGUCACUGUCCUUCCUGUCAACAACAAAGUGCCAUCCGUCAGUCUGGGUGAGUCUCUGUUGGUGGUGGACGAGGGCUCCUCAGCCUGUUUAUGUGGGGGGGUCCUGGGCGCCUCAGACCCUGACAGCCCCCCUGACCAGCUGACCUUUCACCUGGAGACUCCGCCUCUGCAUGGCUUCCUGGAGAACACGCUGCCAACACCUGGCUCCGAGAAGAGCAACGCAGGAGUCCGAGUCGAAUCCUUCAGUCUCGUCCACCUGACCUCUGGUUUCAUCAACUACAUCCAAUCAGAGCACAAAGGGGCGGAGCCAACUGUCGACCAGUUGUCCAUCUGUGUGAGUGAUGGGCUGUAUCGCUCCGCCCCUGUCACCCUCUACAUCAUCAUCAAUCCAACCAAUGACGAGACGCCUUCUCUGCUCCUCACCAACUUCACCGUGAAGGAGGGUGGGAUCAGGGAGCUGACUCCGUCCAUACUGAACGGUCUGGACCUGGACGCCCCCCCGGACCUCCUCACCUUCACAGUGGUGCAGCCACCGGCUCACGGCUGGCUGAUCAACGGCAUCUACGGCGCAGACAUGAGUCGCUACAGAGAGAUGGGAGCUGACCUCCUGCAGAGGAGCCUCCCCAUCACCUCCUUCACCCUGCAUGAGCUCCGACAAGGCAUGAAGAUCAUGUACAUGCACGAUGACACAGAAACCCUGAAGGACUUCGUGGCUCUGCAGCUGACAGAUGGCGUCCACACAGUCCAGGGGACGGCUCAGGUCACAGUGCUGCCGGUCAACGACGAGAAACCGCGACUGCUCAAGAAUGCUGGACUGGAGGUGGACUCUGGUGAGCUCAGGGUGAUUUCCAGUGUGGCUCUGGAGGCUGAGGACAUGGACACGCCCCCAAUCCAGGUGUACUACUUCAUCAACGCCGCACCACGAUUCGGAAACCUGCAGCUCAAGACGGCGUCGGGCUGGACCGAGCUGUCGGCCGCUCAGAACUUCACCCAGGACGAUGUGGAGAUGAACCGCCUGUGGUACAAACACACCGCUGCCGCCAGCAACGCCAACGCCGCCAACUUCAAAGGUCACGACAGCUUCCGCUUCACCCUCAGCGACCUGGUCAACGAGUCUCCUGCUCAGAGCUUCUUCAUCUCCGUCCACACUGUGCAGAAAGGUGACAUAGUGCUGCUGAGCAAGGCAGUGCAUCUGAGGGAGGGGCAGCGGGUCGUCCUGAACACCGACAUCCUGCUGGCGUCAGACUCGGCGGCUCAUCCGGAGGAGCUGAUCUACACGGUGUCGGUCCUGCCUCGACACGGACUCAUCCAUGGCGUCCAGCGGCCCGGAGUCCCACUGACUAGCUUCACACAGCUGGACGUCGCUGCACACCGAGUGUGUUACACCCACGACAACAGCCACGAGGCUGAGUCCGACUCCUUCAGUUUCAUCGUCACCAACAGCGUCUCAUCCCGCAGCGGCACCCUCCACUUCACCAUCGAACACGGUGACCGCAUCCCCCCUACCCUCAACCACAACACCGGCCUGCGGCUGCAGGACGGGGCCACAGAGACCAUCACCUCUGAGCAGCUGCAGCUCACCGACCCUGACACCGCCGCAGCCAACCUGAGCUUCAUCAUCACAGAGCCGCCACGCUACGGAAAACUGCUGCUGAGAGGAGUCCCACUGACACCUCCGCUGAGAUUCAUCCAAACCGACGUGGACGAGCUCAACCUGGCUUACCGACACAACCCGGGCAGCCCAGCGGAUAUCGACAGGUUCUACUUCCUGCCGACUGAUGGGAGCAACAGAGGAUACCUGGAAUUUGGACAGCUGAGAGAAGAGCCUGCUGUGUUUAACAUACAGGUGGAUCGGGUGGACAGGGCGCCUCCCAGUCUGACCACCAGACGUAGUCCCAGCACGGUGGUGGAUCUGAGCGGCGGGCGUUACGGCAUCUUCAUCACCAACAAACACCUGCAGGCCUCGGACCCCGACAGCCCCACAGAGGAGCUGGAGUUCUCCAUCAGCAGACCUCCACACUUCGGCUACCUGGAGAACGCUCUCACAGGAGCCUACAUCAAAGGUCGUUUCACCCAGCGGGAUGUGGACCAGCGGGCUGUGGUGUUCGUCCUCCCGGCCGACAUGGAGGUAACGGCCGACAGCUUCCAGUUCCGCCUCACGGACCCAGCAGGGAACACCAUGCUGCCUGAAAUCCUGGAGCUGUCCUGGUCUCGGCUGGAGUUGUCGGCGACCUGCUAUAGAACCUGUGAGACAGCAGGGACUCUUCAGAUCCAGAUCCAGCGCAGCGGGAAGAGCGUUGACCCGGCCUACGUUGCUAUCCAGGUGGAGGAAGGAUCGGCCAAACACGGCAGAGAUUUCACUCACAGCACAGCCGGCCUCGUCCAGUUUGACCCAGGAGUCAGUGUGAAAACCUGGAACAUUUACCUGGUCGACGACGGUCUGGAGGAAAACCACGAGACCUUUACUGUCACCCUGAAAAACCCGCAGAACGCCGUCCUGGGACAGAGGAGCUCUGCUAGUGUCGAGAUCAUUGACCCCAGAGGAGGAAGGUGCGACCCUGACGACCUGGUGGAGGGGGACGUGAAGCAGCUUCCCCCACCUCCUCGCCUCCCUGAUCCUCCCAGGCCGGAGGAGGAGGAGGACCCCGUCACCGACAUCGAGGCAGAGCUUCUGUGGGAGACACAGCCUCACCCUCCCAGAGGGGACGUCCCCAACCGCCAGCCGUACCUGGACUACGGAGAGGGGGACCCACAGGACCAGGCGGCCCCCAGCUACAGCCACAUCCACUACCACAGCAGGCAGCUGCCCGGGACAGGCACUGGGAGCACUGGGAGCACUGGGAGCACUGGGAGCACUGGACACAGAGUCAGACAAGGAGGACUAAAGGUUGGUGUUUCCUCCCAGAGGAAGUCUGAAGAGAAAGUCUGGACGUUCCACAGUCUGACUCCUCUCCGGCUGGAGGAGCUGAAGCUGGGUGAUGCCGGGUGGAGCUGGUCGCCUCACGGUCGCCUCCUGCAGGAGCUCCGAGUCGGAGACGCUCCUCAGAUGGAUCACCCAGUACCCAGACACCACCCAGAGCUACGCCAGCACAAGACGGGGAAGUCGGUCAGCAGCUCAUGUCCUGACGGCUGGACUCACUACAGGAGACGUUGUUACAUCCUCAGCUCGUCUGUGGCCAGCUGGGCCAGUGCUGAGAGAACCUGCUCACUGCUGUUUAACAGCAGCCUGACCAGCGUGCGGUCCAGGAGAGACAUGACCUGGCUGUGGAAGUUUGCAGGGAAGAAGCCAUUUUGGAUCGGGCUGUCUGGAGGUCCAGGUCGCUGGAUGUGGGCUGACGGUCGGGCGGUGUCCUUCUCCAGACUGAGGGGGGCGCCGCCGGUCCGCAGCGGGUCCGGCGACGGCUCAGACUGCGUGCUGGUUGAAAACCCCAGAAGCUGGAUUUCCACGAGCUGCUCCACCGAAACUCAACACACAUUCAUCUGUUCAUCGCCGGCUCACACUCACUGAGAGACUCAUAUUCACUGCUAUCAGCCCCGUCAUAACCCGUGA